AUGUUCAGGAAGACUGUCUGGAGGAACACAGUCAAUGAUGCAGUAAGUUUCCACCAGGACCAAGCCCUCAACACAACUAUAUUUCUCCUUAAAACCUACGGCCCGACAGGAUUUCUGCUCAGAGAGGAGGGAGAAGCCAGAAACUUUAAGGUGUGCUUGGGUGACCCACAUACGUGCACGUGCCCUGUGUUCUCCAGGGAGCAGGAGCCAUGCAAACACAUUUGCUGGAUUUUACUGCGGAAAUUCAGACUACCCAGAGAGCACGAGUAUUCCUUUCAGCGUGGACUCGUGGAGAGACAGAUCUUGGAGGUACUCCAUGGUUUACACCAAACAAGAGCCCACCGGACGGAAAAUGAUUUUUCUGCUGCUUCUGGGACCCCGAGCCAACCAGUCACGGGCCAGGAGGCUGGAAGCGUCUGCCGGAAAGUGAUCCAAGCCCAGGAUGUGUGUCCCAUCUGUCAAGAGGAGCUGUUGGAGAAGAAACAGCCUGUGUCUUACUGCAGGUUUGGUUGUGGCAAUAAUGUCCACAUCUCUUGCAUGAAGGUGUGGGCGGAUCACCAGCAGCUCUCAGACAGGGAGGAGACGGUGAGGUGCCCCUUGUGCAGGGAGGACUUCAGCUCUUUGAAGUUGCUGCAGGAGCAGGUGAAAAACGCAGCCAAGCUCUGCACUGCUGCUGAAAGAGAGAAGCCAGACAGACACCUGGGAGUUCUUUGUAACAGCUGCUGUGUCAGCCCUAUCACCGGCAAAUGUUUCAAAUGCACAGUCUGUAGUUACUUCUAUUUGUGUGAGGACUGCUCAAAGAAGAGCUGCCACCCAAAGCAUCUGUUUGCUUCCCGAAUAAGAAGGAGAGAGAAGUGGCGGCUAGUAACAGAGGACGUGAGCGAUGACACAAAGGGAGCAACUGCUAAGCCAGCAAAUCACAGCAUCACCCCUGUAGCUUCAGACCCUCUACCCGAAAAUGUGUUGGGUUGUCUGCCUGCCAUCAGGGUGAGAUCAGGGUCUCGGCUCUUGGAUGAGGGACAGCAGUGUCGAAUUUGUCUGCAGUGUUUUGCCCUGGGCCAGCAAGCCCGAACUCUGCCCUGCCAUCACAAGUUCCACGUGGACUGUGUGGACGGGAUCCUGCGGAAGUCAAACUCCUGCCCCUUGGAUGGAUAUGUCAUUUAUAGUCCCUUGACUUGGAGAACCAGUGAAAGGAAGACAUCCCCUAAGCUAGCCUCCUGCUUUUCCAGCGACUGUUCCAAACAACAAAAUAACUUAAAGGACCUGUUCAUCCCUGGAGUGGCACUGCGGGCCAAGAAUAUAAAAGUCACUCCCUCGCAUGCUUUAGCCAACUCUAGAGAUAUCCAGUGA
Scomber scombrus (Atlantic mackerel) is the source of this 1350-nucleotide messenger RNA. It is a transcript of the gene zswim2, whose product is annotated as zinc finger, SWIM-type containing 2. NCBI's taxonomy places the organism in Eukaryota, Metazoa, Chordata, Actinopteri, Scombriformes, Scombridae. The record is from RefSeq and is a predicted model, not a curated record. The coding region runs from base 1 to 1350 and encodes 449 amino acids. Gene Ontology annotation, molecular function: ubiquitin protein ligase activity; zinc ion binding. The transcript has 10 exons.